UUUAGCGAGCGACGCGGUUGUUGGUGCGGAGGAGCAGUCCUCUGCCUGCUUCUGCUCCUGACUCACUGCUGUUCACUCUUGCCGAGGAACAAGUUGGUCAGGAAGCUGCGCCGCAGCCAUGGCAUUUAAAGACACCAGAAAGACACCCGUGGAACCAGAGGUGGCGAAUCAUCGAAUCAGAAUUACCCUUACCAGCUGCAACGUGAAGUUGCUGGAGAAAGUGUGUGCUGACUUGAUCAGAGGUGCAAAGGAAAAGAAUCUCAAAGUGAAAGGACCUGUUCGCAUGCCUACGAAGACUUUGAGGAUCACUACAAGAAAAACACUUUGUGGUGAAGGUUCCAAGACAUGGGAUCAUUUCCAGAUGAGAAUACACAAGCGACUCAUUGACUUUCACAGAAGCCCUUCUGAGAUUGUUAAACAGAUUACUUCCACCAGUAUUGAACCAGGAGUGGAAGUUGAAGUCACCAUUGCAGAUGCCUAAGU
Molecule: messenger RNA, 483 nt
Organism: Ictidomys tridecemlineatus (thirteen-lined ground squirrel)
Lineage: Eukaryota; Metazoa; Chordata; Mammalia; Rodentia; Sciuridae
Source: RefSeq, a predicted model, not a curated record